Diaporthe batatas is the source of this 590-nucleotide messenger RNA. RefSeq lists its product as uncharacterized. Gene Ontology annotation, biological process: melanin metabolic process. The transcript has 2 exons. The record is from RefSeq and is a predicted model, not a curated record. NCBI's taxonomy places the organism in Eukaryota, Fungi, Ascomycota, Sordariomycetes, Diaporthales, Diaporthaceae. Gene Ontology annotation, molecular function: scytalone dehydratase activity. Bases 108 to 590 code for a protein of 160 amino acids.
CCGACUUUUAUUGUCGCAAUUGAGGCAUCCAAUAAUUCCUGCUUGGUUCCAAGCAGCGCAUACCACGAUAGCCUCACCGAUCGAGCCCCUAACCUUUGCUAAGCAUAAUGUCGUCGUCGCAGCCAGCACCCGAAGACGUGAUCGCAUGUCAAGCUGCGCUCUUUGAAUGGGCCGAGAGCUUCGACACCAAGGACUGGGAUCGCCUGCGGGCGAAUCUCGCGCCCAAGCUCUGGGUAGACUAUCGCCACGUCAUGGGCAAAAUCUGGGAGGAGAUGCCAGCAGAAGACUUUAUCCCGCUGUCUUCGAACCCGCAUUUCCUGGGCAACCCGCUGCUGAAGACACAGCAUUUCAUCGGCGUGUCCCGCUGGGAGAAGACAUCGGAGGACCGCAUCACCGGCCGCCACCAGGUGCGCGUGGCGCACCAGCGGUACGCGGAUGCCGAGUUGAAAGAGGUUGCUGUGAAGGGCCAUGCGCACGGGGGAGCCACGACAUUGUAUCAGAAGGUGGACGGCGUGUGGAAAUUCGCUGGCUUGUGUCCAGAUAUCAGGUGGUCCGAGUACAACUACGACGAGGUGUUUAAGCACGAGUAG